AUGGAAGCUAUGAAGUCUAAGGCCAACUGUGCUCAGAACCCAAGUUGUACCAUAAUGAUAUUUCAUCCAACCAAAGAAGAGUUUAAUGAUUUUGAUAAAUAUAUUGCUUACAUGGAAUCCCAAGGCGCACACAGAGCAGGCCUCGCCAAGGUGAUUCCACCCAAGGAAUGGAAAGCCAGACAGACCUACGAUGAUAUCAGUGACAUCUUAAUAGCCACUCCCCUCCAGCAGGUGGUCUCCGGGCAGGCAGGUGUGUUUACUCAAUACCAUAAAAAGAAGAAAGCCAUGACAGUGGGGGAGUAUUGCCAUUUGGCAAACAGCAGAAAGUAUCGGACUCCACCACACUCGGAUUUUGAGGACUUGGAGCGAAAAUACUGGAAAACCCGUCUCUACGAUUCUCCGAUCUAUGGCGCUGACAUCAGCGGCUCCUUGUUUGACGAAAACACGGAAGAGUGGAACCUUGGACACCUGGGAACCAUUCAGGACCUGCUGGAGCAGGAGUGCGGCGUGGUCAUCGAGGGCGUCAACACCCCCUACCUGUACUUUGGCAUGUGGAAGACCACCUUCGCCUGGCACACGGAGGACAUGGACCUUUACAGCAUCAACUACCUGCACUUCGGGGAGCCCAAAACUUGGUACGCGGUGCCCCCAGAGCACGGCCAGCGCCUGGAACGCCUGGCCACGGAGCUCUUCCCGGGCAGCGCCCGCGCCUGCGAGGCCUUCCUGCGGCACAAGGUGGCUCUCAUCUCGCCCACCGUCCUCAGGGACAACGGGAUCCCCUUCAGUCGGAUCACGCAGGAGGCUGGCGAGUUCAUGGUGACGUUUCCCUAUGGCUACCACUCUGGCUUCAACCAUGGCUUCAACUGCGCAGAAGCCAUCAACUUCGCCACCCCGCGCUGGAUCGAUUAUGGCAAGGUGGCCUCCCAGUGCAGCUGCGGGGAGGCCCGGGUCACCUUUUCCAUGGACGCCUUCGUGCGCAUCCUGCAGCCCGAGCGCUAUGAGCUGUGGAAGCGCGGGCAGGACCGGGCUGCCGUGGACCACACGGAGCCCGCGGCGCUGGGCAGUCGGGAGCUGCGCGCCUGGAGGGAGGUGCGCGCGCCCGGGAGAGCCGCGCUGGGCCUGAGGCACCUCCCCCCGCGCCGGGCCCCGCGCGCCCCGAGACCUGUGGCCGCCGGCCGGGGCACCCGCCGCCGCACCGCCCUGCGCCCGGCCUCCGCGCACCCCUUGCCCGCGCAGAGCUCUUCCUCUGAUGCCCAGUCCGGGGCUGUCCCCGCCCGCACCUCCCGGGAGUCUGGCCCCACCCGGCCACCGCCCCCCAACCCCUCUGCCCCAGAUCUCCAGCCCCCCACCGGCAGGCGUGGUCCUGGUCGUCGUCCUCGGGAACAGGGUGCUCAGGGGCCUAGCCUCCAGGCCCGGGCCAAGAGGCGCCUGUCGGUGGGAACAGGGCACGCAGCUCAGCACUGCAAGGCUCAGCCCCUUCCUGUGGAUGGAGGCUGGAUGGACAAGCCCGCACCACCAAGCCCUGGGCUCCGGCGAGGGGCUGAGGCUUCCGGGUCGGGCUGUGCCCUUGUCCCCUAA
This is a messenger RNA of Odobenus rosmarus divergens (Pacific walrus), 1578 nucleotides long. RefSeq names its product lysine-specific demethylase 4D-like (gene KDM4D). Lineage: Eukaryota; Metazoa; Chordata; Mammalia; Carnivora; Odobenidae. The record is from RefSeq and is a predicted model, not a curated record. The transcript has a single exon. Gene Ontology annotation, biological process: chromatin remodeling. Bases 1 to 1578 code for a protein of 525 amino acids. Gene Ontology annotation, molecular function: histone H3K9 demethylase activity. Gene Ontology annotation, cellular component: nucleus.